AUGGACCCACAGCCGCGCCGCAGGUCGCCUCACGCCGCCAGCAGGUCGCCUAGUCGCGCUGCGCGUCCCAACGUCGCCACCAGCAGCGGUGGCGGCGGUUUCGAUGAAACCGUUAGCCGCGGCGACGGGGCUGCGCGCGAUGCGGACUUGACGCCCGCGCAGUUGGCGGAGAUGGCGGAGCGACGGCAGUUGGCGCAACUGAGGGAAUUGGAUGAUAUGGCGCUGGAGGAGGAGGGGGAGGACGAGGGGGAGGAGGAGGAGGGAGGGAGGGGAAGGGGCCGAGGGUGGCACAGGUCGAGAGGCGCACUGGGGGGCGGCUUGGCGGUGGGCGCGCGCGCGGGGAGCGCGGAGGGCAAGGCGAGCGAGAGGCGUGCAGCGGCGAGCGCGGAGUGGGCAAGUGGGGAGACAAGGGGAGGGGAGGCGGUGGAGGGGGUGGAAGGGGAGGGCGAGAAGGACGCGGAGGGGAGGAGGGCGACAGGGGGAGAUUCGGCUGAGGUAUGCUCGGAGAAGGCGUUAUGUGGUGAAAGGAGCGACGGAGGGAAGCAUGGCGUGGAGGAGGAGGGAGGGCUGGGGCCAGGUAGCAGCAGGCAUGGUGAUGACGUGGAGCCUGGAGAGGAGCAGGAGGGCGAGGAGGAGGGGGGGGAAGAUGUGGGAGAGGAGGGCGAGGUGGCGGGAGAGGAAGGCGAGGUAGCAGGCAGUUGUGAGGAGGGAGAGGGGGGAGAAGAGGGAGAGGAAGGAGAGGAAGAGGAGCAGAUGGGGGAGGGAAGCGACGAUGGAGAGGUGGAGGCGAGGGGCGGCGAGGAGGGAGCAGGGCGCAGGGCUGACUGUGUGCGGUGCAAUGAGGUGGGGCAGGGCAGUGGCGCGGUGCAGAGAGGCAUGGGCGAAGGAGAGAGGCAGGGGGGACGCGGCACAGCAGGGGUGAGGCGGCAGCAGCAGAGACAGAGGCGGCAAGUGGUGCGAGGAGAGGAGGGGGAAGGGGAGCGAAUGAGAGAGGAAGUGGAGGUUGUGGUGCGUGGGAGGGGCGGCGCAGGCCAGAGAGAGGAGGCGAGGGGGAUGGGGAGAGGCGCGCGGGAGGGGGCGGCGAGGGGAGGCGUGCAGGUGAGGGGAGGCGUGCAGGUGAGGGGAGGCGAGGUGGGGGCGGCAGAGAGAGCUCAGGUGCAGCAGAUACGCGCAGUGGAGGGGGAGGAGCUGGAGGAGGAGGAGGAGGAAGGGGACGAGGGGGAGGCGGGAGGGGCGGGGAGGAGUGCAAGUGAGCGGCGAAGGCGAGCGUCAUGGCGGGGCAGUGGGCGCGGCAGCAGCAGGGGCGCACAUGGGGGCGUGCAGGCAGGUGAAGGCAGGGGUGGAGAGAGGGGGGAGGGGGGAGCACAGCAGCACCUGCUGCAGGCGUCACAGCAAGGGGAUGAGGCAGGUGUGCGGGGCGGUGCAGCGGGCGGUGGAGGUGUUGGAAGGGGUGAUGGCGACGGUGGAGGAGGAGGAGCAGGUGGCGGGGGGGGUGCGGUGGCGGUGGUGGUGAGUGCGGUGGAGCGGCAGCAGAUUGAGCGCAUCCUGGCGAUCCAGGGGGAGGAGCUGGAGGAGGAGGACAUGGGCGAGGAGGACGAAGAGGGGGAGGAGGAGGAGAGGGGCCGGGCAGCAGGGGGCGAGGCGAGGCAGCAUGUGCUGAGCUCCAGCGACAGCGAUGACCCCAGCUCUGUCCCAUCCCACUGUCAGCACUGUCCCAUCCCACUGUCAGCACUGUCCCAUCCCACUGUCAGCACUGUCCCAUCCCACUGUCAGCACUGUCCCAUCCCACUGUCAGCACUGUCCCAUCCCACUGUCAGCUCUGUCCCAUCCCACUGUCAGCACUGUCCCAUCCCACUGUCAGCUCUGUCCCAUCCCACUGUCAGCACUGUCCCAUCCCACUGUCAGCUCUGUCCCAUCCCACUGUCAGCACUGUCCCAUCCCACUGUCAGCUCUGUCCCAUCCCACUGUCAGCACUGUCCCAUCCCACUGUCAGCUCUGUCCCAUCCCACUGUCAGCACUGUCCCAUCCCACUGUCAGCUCUGUCCCAUCCCACUGUCAGCACUGUCCCAUCCCACUGUCAGCACUGUCCCAUCCCACUGUCAGCUCUGUCCCAUCCCACUGUCAGCACUGUCCCAUCCCACUGUCAGCACUGUCCCAUCCCACUGUCAGCACUGUCCCAUCCCACUGUCAGCUCUGUCCCAUCCCACUGUCAGCACUGUCCCAUCCCACUGUCAGCACUGUCCCAUCCCACUGUCAGCUCUGUCCCAUCCCACUGUCAGCACUGUCCCAUCCCACUGUCAGCUCUGUCCCAUCCCACUGUCAGCACUGUCCCAUCCCACUGUCAGCUCUGUCCCAUCCCACUGUCAGCACUGUCCCAUCCCACUGUCAGCUCUGUCCCAUCCCACUGUCAGCACUGUCCCAUCCCACUGUCAGCUCUGUCCCAUCCCACUGUCAGCACUGUCCCAUCCCACUGUCAGCUCUGUCCCAUCCCACUGUCAGCACUGUCCCAUCCCACUGUCAGCACUGUCCCAUCCCACUGUCAGCUCUGUCCCAUCCCACUGUCAGCACUGUCCCAUCCCACUGUCAGCACUGUCCCAUCCCACUGUCAGCACUGUCCCAUCCCACUGUCAGCUCUGUCCCAUCCCACUGUCAGCACUGUCCCAUCCCACUGUCAGCACUGUCCCAUCCCACUGUCAGCACUGUCCCAUCCCACUGUCAGCUCUGUCCCAUCCCACUGUCAGCUCUGUCCCAUCCCACUGUCAGCACUGUCCCAUCCCACUGUCAGCUCUGUCCCAUCCCACUGUCAGCACUGUCCCAUCCCACUGUCAGCUCUGUCCCAUCCCACUGUCAGCACUGUCCCAUCCCACUGUCAGCUCUGUCCCAUCCCACUGUCAGCUCUGUCCCAUCCCACUGUCAGCACUGUCCCAUCCCACUGUCAGCUCUGUCCCAUCCCACUGUCAGCACUGUCCCAUCCCACUGUCAGCUCUGUCCCAUCCCACUGUCAGCACUGUCCCAUCCCACUGUCAGCUCUGUCCCAUCCCACUGUCAGCUCUGUCCCAUCCCACUGUCAGCACUGUCCCAUCCCACU
Molecule: messenger RNA, 3088 nt
Organism: Closterium sp. NIES-65
Lineage: Eukaryota; Viridiplantae; Streptophyta; Zygnematophyceae; Desmidiales; Closteriaceae
Source: the annotation of a GenBank genome assembly